AAAAAACUUUGUGAUGUGGAUCCCUUUGGUACGUGAUUAAUUACAAUCAAUUUUAAAGUUUUCUACCGAAAACAGUAGUGCACGAUGUCGUCCGCCACGGUACCGCUCCUGGACGACACCGUACCCUUUGGUGACGAAGAGGAACUCAACCCGAAUGGUACGCCUAAGCAAUUGAGCCACCCGUAUGUGACCUUCUUUCACAUAUUUUUCCGCGGAGCCGCUAUCGCGACGUACCUUUUCUGGGGUCUGUUCAACGAUUCGUUCAUCAAGUGUUUCCUGCUGGUGGUGUUUUGGCUGUCGGCGGAUUUCUAUCUGGUGAAGAAUCUGAGUGGCCGACUGCUGGUGGGGAUGCGCUGGUGGAACUACGUAGACGACGAUGGUCGAUCUCAUUGGGUGUUCGAAUCAAAGAAGGGUGAAAGCGGUUACGAGUCCAGGGUGAAUCCACACGAGGCACGGAUCUUUUGGACAGCGUUGGUCGUCUGUCCUGUCUUGUGGGGACUGUUCUUCGUGGUGGCACUGUUCGGAUUCAAGUUCAAGUGGAUGCUACUGGUCAUGAUUGCUCUCUCGUUGAAUGGAGCCAAUCUGUACGGUUAUAUCAAGUGUAACUUUGGAGCCAAUGCUAACCUGCAGGCGACGACCGCCGAUUUCGUUCGAAGCCAGGUCCUGAAGAACGCCGUCAGUUUGAUUAGUCAACCGAGCACCAGCUCGGCGCAGAAAACUACCACUGUAGCUUAAAAUUAUCUAAAUGUACUAUGUCAGUAGUGUAUGUGUAG
Ochlerotatus camptorhynchus is the source of this 773-nucleotide messenger RNA. RefSeq lists its product as uncharacterized. The transcript has 4 exons. Gene Ontology annotation, cellular component: Golgi membrane. Lineage: Eukaryota; Metazoa; Arthropoda; Insecta; Diptera; Culicidae. Bases 85 to 735 code for a protein of 216 amino acids. Gene Ontology annotation, biological process: vesicle-mediated transport; protein secretion. The record is from RefSeq and is a predicted model, not a curated record.